AUGUUCGCUAUUGAGCUCCAUCAUGGAGGGAGGUUCAUAAAAUUCCUAGGUAUAAGCUACAUUGAAGGAAAAUUAGAUCACGUGGACCUGGUAGACAUAGAUGAGUUCUUUGUGCAUGAGUUGGACGAGGUGAUGCUAAAGCUUGGUUAUGAGGUACCACUAGUCAUUUACUACCACUAUCAACUACCAAAUGGAGAUUUGGAGUUUGGUUUUAGAGCUCUAGGGAAUGAUGUUGAUGUACUUAGUCUUACACAGUACAUUAAACAUAAUAUGAUCAUCAAGUUAGUUGACGGGAGUCAAUCACGAAGAAAGAAAUUGUGUUUCAACUUGGAACACAAUGCAACUUUUGGUGAUCAAGAUGCACAAGUUGAAAUUGGUAAUCAAGGUGCAACUAUUGGUGAUCAAGAUACAGAAGUUCAUGAGCAAGGUCAAUUUGAAAGUGAGGGAGUUGGUGAAAGGGGUGGUGAUGGAGGUAAUAAAAGGGGUAGUGAAGGGAGUGAGGAAGAUAGUGACUUUCUUGAAGAUGAAGAAAACUAUGUAACUGAUGUUGAGGUGGACAUUACUGAUUUCUAUAUGAAUGUUGAUCUAGAUGUUGAGUAUGUUGACAAAGGAAAGGGUGUUGAGGAUGUUAAUGAAAAUGUUGAUAUUGAAAAUAUUGAAAAUGCUAAAGUAAUUGACAAUGAUGAGUAG
Molecule: messenger RNA, 690 nt
Organism: Lactuca saligna
Lineage: Eukaryota; Viridiplantae; Streptophyta; Magnoliopsida; Asterales; Asteraceae
Source: the annotation of a GenBank genome assembly